AUGGUUUAUUCGAUAUACACAUAUGACGUGCUUGGCGCUUUUGUCAUUAUUUUUGGAUUAGAUUUAUCCUCCUUGUAUAUCAACUGUGGUGGAAAAGGACUGUCGGUUGGAGAUAAGACAUAUGAAAGUGACUUGGACACAGAUGGUGCUUCACAUUCUUCUUUUACCGACAAUAGAUGGGGAUUUAGCAAUACUGGUCAUUUCUUGGAUGAUGAUCAGAGUGACAGUUAUAUUCGAACGAGCACUUUGGGCGUCCCAGUGAACAACUCUGAAUUGUACAUGAGUGCACGAUCGUCAGCCUUAUCUUUGACAUAUUAUGUUUACUGCAUGAUUAGUGGAAGUUACAAUGUAAGCCUUCACUUUGCUGAGAUCGUUUUUACUGAUGAUAAUACAUAUAGCAGCCUUGGGAGGCGUGUAUUUGAUAUCUAUAUUCAGGGUGUGCUGGUGGAGAAGGAUUUUGACAUCAGUGAUAAAGCAGGUGGAGAGAGGAAAGCAAUUGUGAGAACUUAUACUGUCAAUGUUACACGUACAUUGGAAAUCCGGCUAUAUUGGGCAGGGAAAGGAACAAUCAACAUCCCAUCUCGAGGAGUAUAUGGUCCUCUUAUUUCAGCUAUUUCUGUGGAUCCAAAUUUCCGGGUUCCCCAAAAAGAGAGAUCUUCGCAGAAAAAUGGAAACAACAUGUCUGUAGGGACUGUGGCUGGAAUUGUGGUUGGAGCAGUUUUCUUGAUCAUGCUAAUUCUAGGAGUUCUAUGGUGGCAGGGCUAUCUACGACGCAGAGAUGCUAAUGAGCUAGACCUGAGUGGCCUAGAGCUUAACACUGGUUCAUUUACAUUAAGGCAAAUCAAAACUGCAACAAACAAUUUCGAUGAUGCUAAUAAGAUUGGAGAAGGUGGUUUUGGCUCUGUUUACAAGGGGGUACUACCAGAUGGCACCUUAAUAGCUGUGAAGCAGCUUUCCUCCAAAUCAAGGCAGGGGAACAGGGAGUUCCUAAAUGAAUUAGGCAUGAUAUCUGCUUUGCAACACCCGAAUCUAGUGAAGCUGCACGGAUGUUGUAUUGAAGGAAAUCAGCUGUUGCUAGCAUAUGAAUACUUGGAAAAUAACAGUCUUGCCCGUGCUUUAUUCGGGCCCAAAGAAUGUCAACUGGAACUUGAUUGGCCAACAAGAUACAGGAUUUGCAUUGGUAUAGCAAGUGGGUUAGCUUUUCUACAUGAAGAAUCAAGAUUGAAGAUUGUGCACAGAGACAUCAAAGCCACUAAUGUCCUGCUUGAUAAGAAUCUAGAUGCCAAGAUAUCAGAUUUUGGUUUGGCUAAGCUUGAUGAAGAAGACGACACCCAUAUAAGCACCCGGGUUGCUGGAACUUAUGGAUAUAUGGCCCCAGAAUACGCACUGCGUGGUUACCUAACGGAUAAAGCAGAUGUAUAUAGCUAUGGCAUUGUACUGUUAGAGAUUGUGAGCGGGAUGGCUAACAGUGUUGACAGGACAAAGGAGAAUCAUUUUAUUCUUCUUGAUCGGGCCAUUGCUUUGAAAAACACGGAUAAUUUGAUGGAGCUAGCUGACUCGAGGCUGGAUUUAGAAUAUGACGUCCAAGAGAUGAUGGUGGUUAUAAAUCUAGCUCUAGUGUGCACUACAAUCUCACCAACUGAUAGGCCAUCCAUGUCAUCUGUGGUUAGCAUGCUAGAAGGAAGAAUAGUUCCUCAAGCAUUUGUACUUAAACAUAGUGCCUCAUUGACUGACAUGGAACGCGAGAAAAUGAUGAAACAGCUUGAAAAUAUGAACGAGAGCCAAAUCGAGGAAAUUUCAGUCCCGUAUACUGCUUCCUCUGUGGCAUCUGCUGAUCUCUAUCCAGUUGAGCGUUUCAGCAAGUAUAUGCAAAAGAGAGACAUUCAAUGA
Messenger RNA from Erigeron canadensis, 1890 nucleotides. RefSeq names its product probable leucine-rich repeat receptor-like serine/threonine-protein kinase At3g14840. The transcript is spliced from 9 exons. The record is from RefSeq and is a predicted model, not a curated record. Gene Ontology annotation, molecular function: ATP binding; protein kinase activity. Lineage: Eukaryota; Viridiplantae; Streptophyta; Magnoliopsida; Asterales; Asteraceae. Gene Ontology annotation, biological process: protein phosphorylation. Bases 1 to 1890 code for a protein of 629 amino acids.